Molecule: messenger RNA, 3837 nt
Organism: Astrephomene gubernaculifera
Lineage: Eukaryota; Viridiplantae; Chlorophyta; Chlorophyceae; Chlamydomonadales; Astrephomenaceae
Source: the annotation of a GenBank genome assembly
GUCUGAACAAGACGGUGUCCCUGCCCCGAUUUCAGGGAGUUGCGCUACUGGAAUAGUUAAUUCCAGCAAGCUGCAGAGGGCCGCAUAGCAUUAGACAGCUCCAAUUGCGCUUGCACGUAUCCUAGGAGCACAAUAUAUAUACCGCCUUGGUAUGAGAGUGACAGGCUUACAGUUACUUAAUACAACAAUUCUCUGUAAGGGCCUCGGAAUUGGCGUUCCGGCGAGAGGGCGAGAGGGCUAUAGACAGAAAACUAUCAUAAUAAGUGACUUAACGCUGCGGCGUAUGGAUAUGGGCAAGCUUUAGACUGCUGUGCUCUAAGCCUCUAUCGGCUGGGCGCCCCCUGGCUUACGGACAUGCACUCCGCCCGAGCUAACAAGAGCUCUUUUGUCCGUGUCCAAGCUGUCUUACUAGUAGUCUGUCUGGGAACCUUCGGCGUACACAGCGCAACACCUUGGGUCCCCGCAGCUGGGCGACGACUGCUGUCUUUGACUUCGCAUGCGGAGGACCCAAAUAGCUUAGCCGCCCCUCCAGACCCGUUGCGCGAUGACGGGCCAGCGGGAGGCGUAAGCAGCCGCAGUGCUAACGCCAAUAAUUUCGACGACUGGCUGUCAGGAUGGUUCUUUGCGCCAGCGACUCCGCCACCCCCGCCCCGCCCGCCACCCAAGGGCCGCACGAGCGCAAACCGCCCGCCCCCACCGCCCCCACCCGGCUCGCCCUUAGACCCCCCGGAUGCGCCCCCACCCGACAGCCUCCCUCCACCUGACGCCCCUCCACCAUCACCUGCGGUGAGCCGUGUUAAGUCCCCCAAGCCUCCGCGGCCGCCCCCUCCACCGCGGCCGCCCUCACCUGUAAAGCCACCAAGCCCGCCGCGCUCAACCUCGGUCCCCGUCGUUCGUGGAGAGACGGGAAGCCCACCGGUCUUGGAGGCUGUUCCCCCCACUGCUCCCCCUCCACCACCGCCUCCACCUCCGCCACCUCCUCCACCACCUCCGUUACACCCCUCACCGCCACCAUCGCCCCCGUCACCGCCUUUGCCACCUUCCCCACCUCCUUCGCCUCCGUCGCCCCCUCAACCCCCAUCGCCGCCACCUUUGCCACCCUCGCCGCCUUCACCGCCGCUGCCGCCUCCUUCCCCUUCGCCGCCGCCGCCUUCGCCGCCGGUACCACCUUCCCCGCCGCCACUACCCCCCUCACCGGAACCACCGUCGCCCCCACCACCCGUGCCGCCUUCGCCGCCUGUGCCGCCCUCACCGCCACUCCCACCACCCUCGCCGCUACCCCCUUCACCCCCUCCCUCGCCGCCACCACAGCCCCCCUCACCACCACGGCCCCCCCGGCCGCCCUCGCCUGCCCCGUCACCCCCCUCACCGCGGCCCUCGCCACCGCCGCGGCCGCCGCCUCCCUCACCCCCACCUCCCCCUCCGCCUUCGCCACCCCGUCCACCACCUCCCUCGCCACCACCUCCCUCACCACCGCCACGGCCACCGCCGCCCCCUCGCCCUCCACCCCCACCAUCUCCCAGGUCACCUCCCUCACCGCCCCCCUCACCGCCACCCCCGUCCUCACCUCCGCCACCUCCGCCACCGCAAUCCUCGCCGCCGCCACCCGUUGGAGACUUCAUUGACCCCGCGACCCUGCUGGACGCGCACAACUCCCUCCGCAUGCUGACCGGCGCACCCAACCUGACCUGGAGUGAUGAGCUGGCUCGCUCGGCGCAGAAGUGGAGCGAGCAGUGCGUGUUCGAGCAUUCGCUGGGCAGAUUCGGAGAAAACCUGGCCUUGGGCCUCUACAAGACCCCGCAAGACACCACCCGAGGGGUGGUCCUGUGGAACAACGAGGCGUGUCUGUACGACUGGGGCAGUCCGGGCUUCAGCCAGGCCACCGGGCACUUCACGCAGGUGGUGUGGCGGAGCAGCGUGCUGGUGGGCUGCGGCUUCCACGUGUGCCCGCAGGGGGGGGCGGACUUCCCCAACUGCAAGUCCUGCGGAGUGCUGGUGUGCCAAUACUGGCCGCCAGGGAACUAUCUGUCACAAAAGCAAUUCCAGGACAAUGUGCUGAAGCCCAACCCCAUGCCGGCGGCAUGCAGCAGCGCAAAGGGCCGGCAUUGAGGCGUGUUGGUCCUGCCCCGAGCUGCGAUGCGCCCCCCUGCGACAACUGCUGUCAUGUGCUACCUCCAUGUGGUUUGGCAUUCAGGUAUUGAUGGACAGCGGGAGCACGGAUUGUGCUUCCCGAAAGCGCAAGGGGUAACGGUGGAAAAAUUCAACGCUCUGGAAAGGACUGGGGGCGGUCGUACUUCCUGCAAUAGUCCUUCUUCUUGUGCAAGAAGAAUGUGCAACAUGUUAUCGAUUCAUGCAUUAUCCCAUGAUGAAUGCGGUAGGAUGGCAAAGAAAAAACGAAGACUGAAAACGCAUGCGCAGCAAGAGUAGCAUUGGUGGUUGAGAGGAAACCGAUUAUGGUUGCAUUGGUGCGGCCUGCUUGCUUGUGCCUUACUUGCAUUGUGUAGGAACCUUGAUUAGCGCAAAGGCGGAGCGAGAGACUAUUAUUGCAGCGAAAGCGUGCAAGGGCUCGCAAUUUUGCUGUUUUGGGCGUGAUGUAUAGAUGUACGACAUGCAGGACGGCAUGUCGUACAUUUGUUAAUGCCGUAUUUGUACUUGACGCUUGUACAUGCGGCUUCAUUGCCGCAUACAUUAUCGCAAUUCUGGUCGGUGGCAUGGCCUGCCGCGUACGGUAUGUGCGUGUGGUCGAGUUGCAGUGCUGGUGUUGUUGACAGGUGGCAGACGGGGGGCAUGUUGGUCUCGCAAUUGCCAUGGUUGCAUGCCUGGCCGCCCGCGGGCUGCCGGCGGGGCGUGCGUGCAGAGCGCACAGUGACUCGACGGCUGCUGAAAGCCUCCGAAGUGCCGCAUACGAGAUGAUUCUCAUGGCACUUUGUUCACAUCAUCCGGCAGCUGCAAAUGGCUGUUGUUUUGAUACGUUAACAGUCGUCCGACGUGUGUGAGGCUAGCGGCUGGUUAGUAUUUGUUAGAGGAGCGGCCCCGGGGAGGGCUUGUAGAAGGCCCAGGGGUAGGGCCUAAUUAGGCUUGACGGAACGUCCAGGCAAGUAGUUGUGCUGUGAUGGCAUGAAACACAUGGAACCGUAUCGCAUUCGCUGGAUUUGCUGCAGGUGUCUUCGCCGUGUUGCUUGGUAUUGUGUGGUUGCAGGAUGGCAGGAUGGCUUGAAUUCGCCGUGGAUGGUGAAUUCCACUCCAUUGCUCGCAUUGGGCGUCCUCGCAAGGAUGCAUGCGUUUUGUGGCCUGUCUAGCAGCUUCUAGGGGGUUUGUGGGCCCGAAGGGCGAACGGUCCUCAGGUUGGGUAACCUGCAGAGAGCCGCGGUGUUGUCUCGAGGACAGCAGCAAGGAUCUUGGACAAAUGGCGUGGCAACAGACAACGCAGACGCGUCGGUAUGCUGUUGGCUUUAAUAAAGGCGUAUGGUGGUCGUGGACGCUCACGUUUAAUGACGCUUUUAAGGCUAAGUCAUCUGCCAGGCGAGUCGGCCCAGGUGUGCAGGUUGUGCAGGUGCUUCCGCUCGGACACCGGAACCUGCUUGUCAGCGAAGGAUAAGGGGCAGCAUGGAUCAAGAUACGCUUAUUAGUCAUAGCACAGCUGCCUUUCAUGGACGCAUGCAAGAUCUAUUUGCAUCGGACGUGCGGGCCGCUGUAUUGCGUCCCCUUUCUUUCGCAAAUUCCUUCGCAGUGCUUCGCCGUCGCAGAUUUGGUGGGCGGCGUACGAUACCCCACACAUUGGCUUAACCAAGCUAUACAUUAUUGUAAGCAUUCUUUUUGUAAGCAUCUUUUGGGCUA